GUUCGGCUCCGACAGUCAGGGUAAGUCAUGGUGCUGAAGAUGAACAGGCUCCCCAGUAACCGGGGCAACACGCUACGGGAGGUGCAGCUGAUGAACCGGCUCCGGCACCCUAACAUCCUAAGGUUUAUGGGUGUCUGUGUGCACCAGGGGCAGCUGCACGCUCUUACAGAGUAUAUGAAUGGGGGGACCCUGGAACAACUGCUCAGCUCCCCCGAACCCCUAUCCUGGCCUGUCCGGCUCCACCUGGCUCUGGACAUUGCUCGAGGCCUGCGGUACCUACAUGCCAAAGGUGUAUUCCACCGAGACCUCACAUCCAAGAACUGUCUGGUCCGACGGGAAGACCAAGGCUUCACAGCUGUCGUGGGUGACUUCGGGCUGGCUGAAAAGAUUCCUGUGUAUAGGGAAGGGGCAAGGAAGGAGCCAUUGGCUGUGGUGGGUUCCCCAUACUGGAUGGCUCCGGAAGUGUUGCGGGGUGAGCUGUAUGAUGAGAAGGCUGAUGUCUUUGCCUUUGGGAUUGUCCUCUGUGAGCUCAUCGCCCGAGUACCUGCGGACCCUGACUACCUACCCCGUACAGAGGACUUUGGCCUGGAUGUGCCUGCUUUCCGAACCCUGGUAGGGGAUGACUGCCCACUGCCUUUCCUGCUCCUGGCCAUCCACUGCUGCAGCAUGGAACCCAGUGCCCGUGCCCCCUUCACCGAAAUCACCCAGCACCUGGAAUGGAUCCUGGAGCAGCUGCCUGAACUAGCCCCUCUCACCAGGACUUCCCUGACCCACAAUCAGGGGUCUGUUCCAAGAGGGGGUCCCUCUGCCACACUUCCCAGGCCAGACCCCCGGCUCUCCCGAAGCCGGUCAGACCUCUUCCUGCCCCCAUCACCAGAAUCACCCCCCAACUGGGGGGACAAUCUGACUCGAGUCAACCCCUUCUCACUACGGGAAGACCUCAGGGGUGGCAAGAUCAAGCUUCUGGACACACCCAGCAAGCCAGUCAUCCCCCUGCCCCUUGUAGCACCAUCACCACUGCCCUCUACCCAGCUGCCCUUGGUGACUACUCCAGAGACACUGGUCCAGCCUGGGACACCUGCCCGCCGCUGUCGCUCACUACCCUCGUCCCCUGAGCUCCCCCGACGUAUGGAAACAGCACUGCCAGGUCCUGGCCCUCCACCUGUGGGGCCCUCGGCUGAAGAGAAGAUGGAGUGUGAGGGCAGCAGCCCUGAGCCAGAACCCCCAGGACCGUCUCCCCGGCUGCCCCUGGCUGUGGCCACAGACAACUUCAUCAGCACUUGUUCCUCAGCCUCCCAACCCUGGUCCCCUAGAUCAGGACCUCCCCUCAACAACAACCCCCCAGCUGUGGUGGUAAACUCCCCACAAGGCUGGGCUGGGGAGCCCUGGAACCGGGCCCAACAUAGCCUACCCCGGGCGGCAGCCCUGGAACGGACAGAACCCUCGCCACCCCCUUCUGUUCCUCGGGAGCCCGAUGAGGGGCUGCCCUGUCCCGGCUGCUGCCUGGGCCCCUUCAGCUUCGGUUUUCUGUCCAUGUGCCCCCGCCCCACACCAGCUGUUGCCCGCUACCGCAACCUGAACUGUGAGGCGGGCAGUCUCCUCUGCCACCGAGGGCACCAUGCCAAGCCACCCACGCCCAGCCUGCAGCUGCCUGGGGCACGCUCUUAGCAGUGGGGCCUGAAACUCUGGCCUUCAGGACACCCCAUGAGGACAGAGCGCACUUGCUGGACAGUGCCAGCCCCAGAUGGGCUGACUGACUUCUCUCCCCAACUUUUCUCCCCGUAUAUGGGAGCCUCAGCGUGGACUCGAGAGACAGAGCACUUCCUGUCCAACCCCUGGGCUCGCUCUUCUGUGGGGAUCACUGAACCAGACACAGCAUUGCUGACACACAAGACUAACACGUGCAAAUUAUUUAAAAAUAUUUCAAUAAAACUGCCUGGCUGGC
Molecule: messenger RNA, 1945 nt
Organism: Galeopterus variegatus (Sunda flying lemur)
Lineage: Eukaryota; Metazoa; Chordata; Mammalia; Dermoptera; Cynocephalidae
Gene: TESK1
Product: testis-specific kinase 1
Exons: 9
Coding region: 28-1668 (546 amino acids)
Biological process (GO): actin cytoskeleton organization; positive regulation of stress fiber assembly; protein phosphorylation
Cellular component (GO): nucleus; cytoplasm
Molecular function (GO): protein serine/threonine kinase activity; ATP binding
Source: RefSeq, a predicted model, not a curated record